Molecule: messenger RNA, 1635 nt
Organism: Penicillium manginii
Lineage: Eukaryota; Fungi; Ascomycota; Eurotiomycetes; Eurotiales; Aspergillaceae
Product: alpha-arrestin
Exons: 1
Coding region: 1-1635 (544 amino acids)
Biological process (GO): ubiquitin-dependent endocytosis
Cellular component (GO): plasma membrane; cytosol; cytoplasm
Molecular function (GO): ubiquitin protein ligase binding; protein-macromolecule adaptor activity
Source: RefSeq, a predicted model, not a curated record
AUGCCGGGCCGACUGAUCCCCAACUUUGUUCGGGGCUCUGGCUCCCUGCACUCCUCGGUCUCUUCGACUCCAAUUCACUCCAAUGCCUCCUCCACUACCUCCGUCAAUGAAAUCAUCACCCAUGCCACCGGCCCUAAGAAGCCUUUCUCCGGUCAUGGCACCCCAGAACGUGCUCGCUCUCCUGAACGUCGCCUGUCCUUCUCCAUGGACCACCUCAUCCACCCUCACCGUGAUCAUAGCAAGGAUAAGCGCAAGAAUCUCGCUCGCGCUGGGCGAUCCAAGGAGCGUCUCAACCGUGAGGAGCUCGCCCUGCCCCCAGUCAAGCUCGAUGUCCUCGUGGAAUCCCCUCCGCUUGUUUGCUACGGCAAUCCCUCCACCUCGACCGGUGCCUUGUUCUCUGGCCGUCUGCGUGUGAAUGUCACUGAGCUGGCCGGCGAGGUCAUUCUCAACCACUUCGACGUCCGUCUAGUUUCCAAGACCACCACCAAGAAGCCCGUCUCCAGCCAUUGCCCCAACUGCCAGACCCGCACCGAAGAACUCUCCCGUUGGAACUUCCUCACAGAAUCUCUCCACCUCAAGCACGGCCAACACGACUUCCCUUUCAGCUACCUUUUCCCCGGUCAUCUUCCGGCCACUUGCAAUGGCGCCCUUGGACAAGUGGAGUACUUCCUGCUGGCACAGGCCCAGAGCAUUGUGGGUGAAGAGUUCACCCUGAAGAUGCCUCUAAAUCUACGCCGUGCUCUACUUCCUGGCAACGACAAGUCCUCGAUCCGCAUCUUCCCUCCGACCAACCUGACUGGCCGCAUCGUUCUGCCCUCCGUUGUUCACCCUAUCGGCAACUUCCCUGUCGAGAUGACCCUGAGUGGUGUCGUAGACAAGGGCGAUGAAACACAGACUCGCUGGCGUCUGCGCAAGAUGAUGUGGCGCAUUGAGGAACAUCAGAAAAUUGUCUCCACUGCUUGCCAGAAGCACUCCCACAAGAUUGGUGGUGAGGGCAAGGGUGUCCUCCACCAAGAGACCCGCAUCAUUGGCCACAACGAGGAGAAGAGCGGCUGGAAGACCGAUUUCGAUACUGCUGGCGGUGAAAUCUCCAUGCAAUUCGAUGCCAACAUCAACCCAACCACGAACCCCGUUUGCGAUAUGGAGGCCCCUGCUGGUCUCGAGGUCAAGCACAACUUGGUCAUUGAGCUGAUCGUUGCCGAGGAGUUCUGCCUGAACCGCAACACCCGACUUAUCACCCCAACUGGCGCAGCUCGUGUGCUGCGUAUGCAAUUUAACCUCAACGUCACUGAGCGCAGUGGUCUUGGUAUCAGCUGGGACGAGGAAAUGCCUCCCGUUUAUGAGGAUGUUCCCGCCAGCCCUCCUGCUUACCCCAAGCCCGACGACGCUCGCAGCGUUAUGGAGGACUAUAUUGGCUCCCCACUCCCACUGCCCGAUUACGAGGAUUUGGAGCGCAUGGAAUCCCUGCGCUUGGAUAGUGACUCAACUCACUCCUCCAACCAAUCCAUUCCUUCUAUUCACGGCCGCAGGGGCUUCACUGCUGACGACCUGUUGACUGAACAAACACCACCUCCCUCCGAGCCUGUCUCUCGGGUCGCCUCUCGCGCCCCGUCGAUCGAUUCCACUCGCCAUUAA